Lasiosphaeria miniovina is the source of this 786-nucleotide messenger RNA. RefSeq names its product Alpha/beta knot methyltransferase. Gene Ontology annotation, biological process: rRNA base methylation. Bases 1 to 786 code for a protein of 261 amino acids. The transcript has 3 exons. Gene Ontology annotation, cellular component: small-subunit processome; nucleolus. Gene Ontology annotation, molecular function: rRNA (pseudouridine) methyltransferase activity; rRNA binding. The record is from RefSeq and is a predicted model, not a curated record. NCBI's taxonomy places the organism in Eukaryota, Fungi, Ascomycota, Sordariomycetes, Sordariales, Lasiosphaeriaceae.
AUGUCAUCGUCUCCAGAAUACCGAGCAGGCAAACGGCCACGUACCCAGUCGCUUCCUCCUCCGGCAUUGCCGCAGUUGGUGGCCGAGCAGCACGUCGCAAUUGCCCCAACUGACAAGGACACGAAACGACUUGUCGUCGUUCUCUCGAAUGCCAGCCUUGAAACUUACAAAGCCUCACAUGGCGGAGCCAGCCGCAUGGGCGCGCAGCGAGAGGACAAGUACUCAUUGCUCAACAGCGACGAGCACAUAGGCGUGAUGCGCAAGAUGAACCGGGACAUUAGCGACGCCCGGCCGGAUAUUACACAUCAGUGCUUGCUCACUCUCCUCGACUCACCGGUCAACAAGGCAGGAAAGUUGCAAAUUUACAUUCAGACGGCCAAGGGUGUGUUGAUCGAGGUAUCGCCAUCAGUCCGCAUCCCCCGAACCUUCAAGCGGUUCGCUGGCCUGAUGGUUCAGCUUCUGCAUCGCCUCUCCAUCAAGGGCACGAACUCGCAAGAGAAGCUUCUGAAGGUCAUCCAAAACCCAAUCACCGAUCAUCUUCCCCCCAACUGCCGGAAGAUAACGCUCAGCUUCGACGCUCCCGUCGUGAGAGUCCGCGAGUACAUCGACACUCUUGGGCCCAACGAGAGCAUCUGCGUUUUUGUUGGCGCCAUGGCCAAAGGCGAAGACAACUUCGCGGAUGGAUAUGUGGAUGAGAAGAUCUCGAUCAGCAACUACAGUCUAUCUGCCAGCGUCGCGUGCAGCAAGUUCUGCCACGCUGCCGAGGACUCGUGGGACAUUCUCUAG